Messenger RNA from Bursaphelenchus xylophilus (pine wood nematode), 1855 nucleotides. The record is from the annotation of a GenBank genome assembly. Lineage: Eukaryota; Metazoa; Nematoda; Chromadorea; Rhabditida; Aphelenchoididae.
AUGGUGAUUAUUGUGCUGAUCAAAGAGCGAGGAAGAUUUCCAUCCGUUUUCUAUCGACUGGUCGCAAUUUUUGGAGUUCAAGUAGGUUGGUAUGACGAUAACUGGGUUUGUAAUUCGUUCUAUUAUACAUGUAUUAUAAUUGAUUGUAUUUGUAAUAAAAGGUUUAGGGAAAAAUUUGAUUAGGGCAAAGUUAAAAGGUGGCUAUAGCUUCUUUUCUGAACUCAGUUUUACAAAAUGGAUUACUAUCUUUGGAACAAUUAGCACUUGUAAACACACUUCGGUCCCCUGAGGGUAAAAAUAUGGAUAAGAGAACCACUAUGCCCUCAUUUUCUGUGUAGACCAGCUCUAUCGGACAAUUUUUCAAUCUUUUUUCAAGUCUGCUGGAACAUUUCAACCACAGUUAUGACUUUUUUGAACUGAUUAUAACUUUUAUGAAUUUUAAACAAACAUUUUUCAAAAGACCAUUAUUCAAAAUGUUUUUCAAUUUUUCAAAAACUUUUAGGAAGUGAUUUGCUACCUUUUCAACCAAUAUAUUCAACGAUGGCCGACCAGCGAGUUCGUUUACAUUCAUUAUUUUUAUCAACUACAAAUCCCCACGAAGAUACAAGUGGUUUGGUACUUUGUUUACUUUUACACUCAACUUCAAGGAGUUUUAGCUGCAACAAUACUCGCGUUUAAUCGCGUUUCCUGUAUUCUAUUCCCUAUGCACCAUGAUACUGUAAGUAAAAUACAAUUUUUUGAGUGAAGGGGAGACUUGAUCCAUAAUGAAAAUUUUGGGUCAAGUCUUUUCCUCAGAGCUGAAGUUUGUAACUCGUCCCUAAAUAUGAUUUUAAAUAUUUUCAGAUGUGGCGAAAGAACUUACCUCUAGUCUUAGCUAUAUAUUACGUGGCUCCAUUUGGCUGUUAUUGGACUUUAUUAUUCAACAAAGGAGUAGUUGAAUGCGACAAUGGAACGGGAAUGGAUAAGCAGUGCUACUUCACGUAUGACCAUUCAAAUACUUUUGGGGUAGGCUUAUAUCUUGCUGCGUAAAGAAAGCAAAAAGUUUUUUUUUAAUUUUUUGAUAAAAUUUGCAAUUUUUAAAAAUGAAAUUUUUUUCAGCUUUUCAAUUUUUCUACAAUUUCUACAUUUCAAUUUCAGAUCUCAGUUGGCAACAAUAGCAAAUACGCCUUUAUUUCGCUCUCAGUAAUUUCGGGUGUUUGUAACUUUACUACUUUGUUUUUGCUCUGCCUUCGAAAGAAAUCGCUGAGAAUUCGAAGGAAUUGGAAACAAGAAAUCAACCUCUUUAUUACCUCAUUCGUUAUUUUCUUGGCCCACUUUGCAUACGGGCUUGUUGAAGUGAGCAAUUUUUAUUUUUAACCUUUGCCUGGUGAUCUAUUCUGAGGAAAAGGGAGACUUGACACUUUGGGUCAACUUUUUCUCUAGAACUGGCUAUGCAGAAAUUGCAUUUCUGGGAAUUUUUAGAAAGAUUACUUUAUAAUUUCACAGGUAAAUCAGCAUAUUCCAAGUGAGAGAGAGAGAGAGAGAGAGAUAUGACACCAUUGGGUCGAGUCUUUCUUCCGAAAUAAAAAGCCUGUCAUAGCAAAAAUGAAGGAUCCUAAAACUUUCUUUUACUAAUUUUUUCCUCUUUCAGCAAACAGUCCCGGCCUUUUACAGGACCAGUAAAACCGCCUCAACUUUAAUUUUCGGAGUCAUUCUCCCUUUACUAUACGACGUUGUCCUCGCUUCCACAGUGCUUUCCUUAAUCAUCGCCUCGCCAAAAAUCCGUCAAGAGAUUCUCUACAUCUUCGGAGAACCCUUCGGAUUGAAUGUGACACGACAAACAAAGACUGUUACAAUGUCACCGAGCAAGUUUUAA